Myotis brandtii (Brandt's bat) is the source of this 5336-nucleotide messenger RNA. RefSeq names its product PR domain containing 10 (gene PRDM10). Gene Ontology annotation, molecular function: protein binding. The transcript is spliced from 23 exons. The coding region runs from base 710 to 4108 and encodes 1132 amino acids. Gene Ontology annotation, cellular component: nucleus. The record is from RefSeq and is a predicted model, not a curated record. NCBI's taxonomy places the organism in Eukaryota, Metazoa, Chordata, Mammalia, Chiroptera, Vespertilionidae.
CAGGACACGUGGCCUCUCUGGCGUCGGGGGCCUGGAACCCCCACCUGCAUGCAGCGCGUCCCCUCCACCUGGAGCUCGGAGGCUGGUGGUUUCCCCGCCCCGGAGCCCGCGGGACCCCGAGAGCCUAGCCGACUCUGCAUCCGAAGAGUCGGCUUUUCUGAUUGGCUUAGAGUGCGAACGCAGGCGAGCCCUGCCUGAGACCCGCUCUUUGAUUGGAUUUUCAAAGAACAGCAGAGUACGAAAUAAAGAGGCCUUCCGUCAUUGGGCCAUUGUGUGGAUCUCCUUUUGCCUUCUCCGCCGAGUGAAAAAGCCGCUCGGAAAUCUUCGUCAUGAGUCUUAAAUCUGGGCCUGUCAGUUCGUCCCAGCGUUACUGGUAUCUAGGCUGGGCAUGGGGUUUAUAGAGUUCAGCCAAUCACAUAACGCCGAGAUCAGGUUGCCAGGCAGAUUAUGGUAAUGAGGCCCCGCCUUUUAUGCUGCUCCCACUCUGCGGCGGGAAGAACCACCUGGAGGUGGCGGGGGGGGAUUGAUUUCCAUCACCCCUAGGGAGAGAGGAUCGGGGACCCGCUGAUCUUCCAGCUCCCCUCACCCAACAUCGUGCACAUCGCAGAGACAUCCCUUCGUCCUUCAUGAACACCUGCGUGGUAGACAGGUGACUGCCCUCCGCCCCAUGCUGCUCUAGGCGCCCCGACGUGAGCUGUCCAGGGAAAGGAUGGAUUCCAAAGAUGAGAGCUCACACGUGUGGCCCGCGGCUGCAGAACACGAAGAGACCGCCACACAGGUACACUUUGUCCCAGACGCCGGAACUGUGGCUCAGAUCGUCUACACCGAUGACCAGGUUCGGCCGCCCCAGCAGGUGGUGUAUACGGCAGAUGGUGCCUCCUACACGUCAGUGGACGGUCCCGAGCACACGCUGGUGUACAUCCAUCCUGUGGAAGCUGCUCAGACUCUGUUUACAGACCCCAGCCAGGUAGCUUAUGUCCAGCAGGAUGCUACAACUCAGCAGGCCUCGUUGCCGGUGCAUAACCAGGUGUUACCUUCCAUUGAGAGUGUGGACGGCUCGGACCCUCUGGCCACUCUGCAGAACCCUAUGAGUAGACUAGAGGCCAAAGAGGAAGAGGAUGAGGAUGAGGAUGAGGACACAGAGGAAGAGGAGGAGGAAGAUGGUGAAGACACAGACCUGGAUGAGUGGGAACCGGAUCCCCCUCGGCCCUUUGACCCGCACGACUUAUGGUGUGAGGAGUGUAACAAUGCACACUCCUCAGUGUGCCCAAAGCACGGCCCCUUGCACCCCAUCCCCAACCGUCCCGUGCUCACCAGAGCCAGAGCCAGCCUCCCCCUGGUCCUCUACAUUGACCGGUUCCUUGGAGGUGUGUUCUCCAAAAGGCGAAUCCCUAAGCGCACCCAGUUUGGCCCUGUGGAGGGACCCCUUGUCAGGGAGUCCGAGCUGAAAGACUGUUAUAUUCACCUAAAGGUUUCCCUUGACAAAGGGGACAGAAAAGACAGGGACUUGCACGAAGACCUAUGGUUUGAGUUGUCUGAUGAGACCCUUUGUAACUGGAUGAUGUUUGUGCGUCCAGCCCAGAACCACCUGGAGCAGAACCUGGUGGCUUACCAGUAUGGCCAUCACGUGUAUUACACAACAAUAAAGAACGUGGAACCCAAGCAGGAACUGAAGGUGUGGUAUGCCGCGUCCUAUGCUGAGUUCGUGAACCAGAAGAUUCACGACAUUUCUGAGGAAGAAAGGAAAGUUCUUCGAGAGCAAGAGAAGAAUUGGCCCUGCUAUGAAUGUAACCGCCGAUUUAUAAGCUCGGAGCAGUUGCAACAGCAUCUCAAUUCUCAUGACGAGAAACUGGAUGUAUUUAGCAGAACAAGAUGCAGAGGAAGGGGACGAGGCAAGAGGCGAUUUGGCCCAGGUCGACGGCCAGGGCGUCCUCCAAAGUUUAUCCGCUUGGAAAUCACCAGUGAAAAUGGGGAGAAGUGUGAUGAUGGGACACAGGACUUGCUACAUUUCUCCCCCAAGGAACAGUUUGAUGAGGCUGAGCCAGCUACUCUGAAUGGGCUGGAUCAACCAGAACCGCCCACUCUCCCGAUCCCUCAGCUGCCACAGGAGACCCCGUCUUCCCUGGAGCAGGAGCCGGAAGCGCACAGCCUGCACCUGCAGCCCCAGCACGAGGAGAGCGUGCUGCCCACCCAGAGCACCCUGACCGCCGAUGACAUGCGCAGGGCCAAACGCAUCCGAGUAAGUGGGAAGCAGGCGCUGGCCUUUCUCCAGCAGCAUCACCUGGGAAUCUUUUUCUUCCACGGGCGGGAGGGGAACUGCCCGCUGACCUGUGACCUCUGUAACAAGGGCUUCAUCAGCAGCGCCUCCUUGGAGAGCCACAUGAAGCUCCAUUCGGACCAGAAGACGUACUCUUGCAUUUUUUGCCCGGAAUCCUUUGACCGCCUUGAUUUGCUGAAAGACCACGUGGCCAUUCAUAUCAAUGACGGCUACUUCACCUGCCCGACCUGUAAGAAGCGGUUCCCAGAUUUUAUCCAGGUGAAAAAACACGUGCGGAGCUUCCACUCAGAAAAGAUCUACCAGUGCACGGAGUGCGACAAGGCCUUCUGCCGCCCCGACAAGCUGCGCCUCCACAUGCUCCGACACUCGGACCGCAAGGAUUUCCUGUGUUCUACGUGUGGGAAGCAGUUUAAGCGAAAAGACAAACUGCGGGAACAUAUGCAGAGGAUGCAUAAUCCCGAGAGGGAGGCCAAGAAAGCUGACCGCAUCAGCCGCUCCAAGACCUUCAAGCCUCGCAUCACGUCCACCGACUACGACAGCUUCACGUUCAAGUGCCGCCUGUGUAUGAUGGGCUUCCGGAGACGGGGCAUGCUGGUCAAUCACUUAUCAAAGAGGCACCCGGACAUGAAGAUAGAAGAGGUGCCGGAGUUAACCCUGCCCAUCAUCAAGCCCAACCGCGACUACUUUUGUCAGUACUGUGACAAGGUUUACAAAAGUGCCAGCAAGCGCAAGGCCCACAUCCUGAAGAACCAUCCUGGGGCCGAGCUCCCACCAAGCAUCCGGAAGCUCCGUCCUGCCGGCCCUGGAGAACCAGACCCCAUGCUGAGCACCCACACCCAGCUCACUGGCACCAUAGCCACUCCUCCUGUCUGCUGCCCCCACUGCUCCAAACAGUACAGCAGCAAGACCAAGAUGGUCCAGCACAUUCGAAAGAAGCAUCCAGAGUACGCCCAGCUCCCUAACACCUUGCACACGCCGCUGACCACCGCUGUGAUCAGCACCGCUCCGGCCGUGUUAACCACCGACAGUGCCACCGGCGAGACCGUGGUGACAACAGACCUGCUAACCCAGGCCAUGACAGAGCUGUCCCAGACCCUAACGACCGAUUACCGGACGCCACAAGGGGACUACCAGCGAAUUCAGUACAUCCCCGUGUCACAGUCCGCAUCCGGUCUCCAGCAGUCUCAGCACAUACAGCUUCAAGUGGUGCAAGUGGCCCCGGCCACCUCCCCUCACCAGUCUCAGCAGUCCACUGUGGACGUGGGCCAGCUGCACGACCCGCAGACCUACACCCAGCACGCCAUCCAGGUGCAGCACAUCCAGGUCACCGAGCCCGCCGCCUCGGCCCCGGCCUCCCAGGUGGCUGGGCAGCCACUGAGCCCCUCCUCCCAGCAGUCUCAGCAAGGGCUCAGCCCCUCCCACAUGCAAGGCAGCUCCUCGGCCCCAGGCCAGGCACCCCAGCAGCAGCAGAGCUCUGUGCAGCACACGUACCUGCCCAGCACUUGGAACUCCUUCCGUGGCUACUCAUCGGAGAUUCAGAUGAUGACGCUCCCCCCAGGACAGUUUGUAAUUACAGAUAGCGGUGUGGCAACUCCAGUCACAACUGGCCAAGUGAAGGCGGUUACUCCGGGUCAUUAUGUGUUGUCAGAAAGUCAACCGGAACUGGAGGAAAAGCAAGCCUCUGCCCUCUCUGGGGGAGUCCAGGUUCAGCCAACUCCGCACAGUGACUUGGACCCCCAGACCACCAGCCAACAGCAGCCCACACAGUACAUCAUUACCACCACCACCAACGGGAACGGGAGCAGGGAAGUGCAUAUCACGAAACCUUAACUGCCACCCUUGAGCUAGAACCCACAGUCACAUCAUGUCUUUUCUCAUUCAUAAAUCGGAAAGCUUCUGACACUUACAACUCUUUUUUACAAUUUGUCAUUCACUCAAGAGUUUGGAGGUUACAGUUUGGACACUCAAUUGACUGGGGUUUAUUUGAUCAAGGCCACCUUUACCAAAUUGACUCUUGGAACCCUAGGAGUUUCUGUUGUGGAAUGGAGAUCUUUCAGUGGCAAGUAGAGUUCAAGAUGGAGACAUUUUUACCUUGUUCGUGGGUUGUUUUUUUAACACAUUGAUAAGCCUUACUUUUCCUUUGUGGAACUAUUAAGUGGCGUAUUGUGUUUGUACCAAAGGUGGAGAAAGGGUGUGACAAGUCCAUGGCCAUGGAUUUCAUUCCAAGCUGUGGCACCAAAGGAGAAGGGGCAUCUUAUGGGUCGAUGUUAGGUCAGAACUGCUUCAUCUUUUGAGUUUGUGGGAACUUAACCAAGGGGGCCUAUUGACUAUGAAAAUAACAAUGAUGAAACAAAGGGUGACAGUGAUGUUCUGAAGGGAAAACUGUCGCCUAAAUUUUUUUUAUUGCUGAUUGAAAAAACAACAACUUGCCUUUUUAGGAAAAAUCAUUGUUGGGCGGUUGGUAGUACUUCCCAGAGAUACUACCCUCAGCACAUAAGGCCAAGAGACCAUGUUCUGCUGGAUCUUACACUAUUAGUCCGCAACGGUGGACUCCCUGUAAGAAAAAGGUUGCCUGAUGUCAGCAGAAUGUAAACUUCUGCAUUAAAGCAUCGCCACCAUUCUCUGAUGCGGUUGUAAUAAGGAGAUACUAGAGAUAGCUGUACCAAGUAACAUGACGGAGACGGUAUAUAUGUAUAUAAAGUGAGAAGCACUGAAACCUUGUCCUGCCUUGCAGGAACCAUACCAUUCAUUGGUAAAGGCUGAAUUCCUUUCUCUUACCAGGUGUAUAUUCGGCCCUCGCCCUCAGCAUUCAGUGUAUUUUAGAAUUUUUAAUGCUUUCUUAAAAUGAACAUUCUGUAAGGUUGGAUGGAAAGGUGGCCCUCCUUAUUUCUUACCACGCUUACCUUAAACAUACUACAACUCAUCUGGACCCUUGGGUAUGACCAACUUCACACUUAGGGGUAAAAUAAGAACGUGGGGACCAUUUUAAUACAUUAAGGCAGUGAUUUUCAACCUUUUCAUCUCAUGGCACACAAAAACUAGUCACUAAAAUUCUGUG